CAAGAAAACGAGUAAGUAAUCAAUAAUAUCCAUAUAAAGAUCCAACAAUGGAUUUCUGUACACAUUUUGUCUGGUCUGCUUCCUCAACGCUUCCUCCACCCCACCCACUACCCCUACCCACCCCCCCUCUAUUACACACUCAGGUGUCUGAACGCGACAACAUAACGAAUCGCACUCUUUUAUGCGCGUGUUAAACAUUUCUUCCAGAUCCAAACACAACUAAUAAUACGUUAAAUUAUAAGAUCAGAUCUGCCCACAAGAUUCUAUCAAUUGGUUUCCACAAUGAUAUGAUAUUAGGGUUCUUAGUGAUCCAGUUCAAUUGGGUUCUUUUUUGGGUAUUUUAACCUUGAACUGUAGGAAAAAUGGUUAAUUUGUUAUGGUUACUAGAAGAUUUUGAGUUUAUUUGAAGUGGGUUUGUGGGAAAAUUGGGAAUUUGGUGGAGGUGAAGGUUGCUUAUGCUAAUGCCUACCAAGUGUUCGACGAAAUUCCGCUGAGGAUUUAAGGGCUUUUUGUGUUUGGUGUUAAGAAGAAAAAUGGCAACACCAGUUGAACCACCAAACGGUGUCGGAACAGAAGGAAAGCACUAUUUUUCUAUGUGGCAGGCGUUGUUCGAAAUCGAUACCAAAUACGUACCCAUCAAGCCCAUUGGCCGAGGUGCUUAUGGAAUAGUUUGCUCGUCUGUUAACCGUGAAACGAACGAAAAGGUUGCGAUAAAGAAGAUUCAUAACGCGUUUGAUAACCGUAUUGAUGCUCUAAGGACUUUACGUGAACUUAAACUUCUUCGUCAUCUUAGACAUGAAAAUGUUAUUGCUUUAAAAGACGUCAUGGUGCCGGUCCACAGAAGAAGUUUUAGAGAUGUUUAUUUGGUUUAUGAGCUUAUGGAUACCGAUUUGCAUCAGAUUAUUAAAUCAUCGCAGGCGCUUACAAAUGAUCACUGCCAGUAUUUCCUCUUUCAGUUGUUGCGCGGGCUUAAGUAUCUCCACUCAGCAAACAUUCUCCACCGUGACUUAAAGCCCGGAAACUUACUCAUAAACGCAAAUUGCGACCUAAAAAUAUGUGAUUUCGGGCUUGCACGAACCAGAAGCGGUAAAGAUCAGUUCAUGACAGAGUACGUGGUGACCCGUUGGUACCGGGCCCCAGAGCUUCUUCUAUGCUGUGACGAUUACGGUACCUCAAUUGACGUUUGGUCUGUCGGGUGCAUCUUCGCUGAACUUCUCGGUAGAAAACCGUUGUUUCCCGGUACAGAAUGUCUUAACCAAUUACGAUUAAUUAUAAACAUUCUCGGAAGCCAACGAGAAGAGGAGAUCGAGUUUAUUGACAACCCGAAAGCUAGAAAGUUCAUAAAGUCGUUACCGUUUACACAAGGGACUCCGUUUUCUCGACUGUAUCCUCACGCGCAUCCGUUAGCGGCUGAUUUAUUGCAAAAGAUGCUCGUUUUUGAUCCUUCGAAGAGAAUUAGUGUGACGGAAGCACUUAACCAUCCUUACAUGUCGUCACUUUACGACCCGAGAUGUGAUCCACCCGUUCACGCUCCAUUGGAUAUGGAUAUAGAUGAGGAUUUAGGGGAAGACGUGAUAAGAGAAAUGAUGUGGAAAGAGAUGCUUCAUUAUCAUCCCGAAGUCGCUGCUACCUCUGAAUGAUAGGUAAUAUUUCUCGGUUUCUCACUACCAUUGGAUUUUCAUGUUUGGACUAUCUUUUUAUUUGGUCUUUCAGUCUAAUAAGUACCAUAAAUGUAUUAUGUUUUAUAAACAAUUUGAUUCGACGAGCUUGUUAUCGGCUCUGUUGUAUAUACGCGUGUUGUUGUUGUUUUACUGACUCUCUUUCAUCCAAGAGUAAUGCUGCUUCUUGGAUUUUUGUCAUUGUUGUACCUGUAAACUAGUUAUGGAUACUUGAGGAUGAUUUAAUGCUUGUUAUUCGCAAUAAUGCUCUGAA
Helianthus annuus (common sunflower) is the source of this 1932-nucleotide messenger RNA. Its product is annotated as mitogen-activated protein kinase homolog NTF3. Gene Ontology annotation, molecular function: ATP binding; MAP kinase activity. Bases 534 to 1640 code for a protein of 368 amino acids. Lineage: Eukaryota; Viridiplantae; Streptophyta; Magnoliopsida; Asterales; Asteraceae. The record is from RefSeq and is a predicted model, not a curated record. The transcript has 3 exons. Gene Ontology annotation, cellular component: cytoplasm; nucleus. Gene Ontology annotation, biological process: intracellular signal transduction; protein phosphorylation.